CGUGGGCUCUGAUCCAACUCAAGUUCCCAGCGACUUUCCGGAGGCCGGGAACAGGGAAAACUUUUUCCAAUACAGUCAGAUCCCGCCUCCCCGGAGGCUCCAUAUCCUCCACAGCUUUCCCAGGACCCCAGAGUCCAGGCCCCUAUUCCCCUCCUCCCGCGGACCCUAGCAGACAAAGACCCCGGGCCAAGCCCAGCGGCGCUGCGGCGUUCAGGACCCCCGUAGGCCAAAAUCCCAGCCCAGCCCUCCCCCAUGUGGCCAGACAAAGGGACGGUGGAGCCGGCCUCCCCGUCUGCACCCACAAUGCGGCAUCGGCUGGUCCUGCUGCUGCUCCUCUCUGCCCUGGUGACCCCCUCCACUGCAGCCCCUAUCCACGAUGCUGAUGCCCAAGAGAGCUCCUUGGGUCUUACAGGCCUCCAGAGCCUACUCCAAGGCUUCAGCCGGCUUUUCCUGAAAGGUAACCUGCUUCGGGGCAUAGACAGUUUCUUCUCUGCCCCCAUGGACUUCCGGGGCCUCCCUAGGAACUACCACAAAGAGGAGAACCAGGAGCACCAGCUGGGGAACAACACCCUCUCCAGCCACCUCCAGAUCGACAAGAUGACCGACAACAAGACAGGAGAGGUGCUGAUCUCCGAGAAUAUGGUGGCAUCCAUCCAACCAGCAGAGGGGAGCUUCGAGGGUGACUUGAAGGUACCCAGGAUGGAGGAGAAGGAGGCCCUGGUACCCAUCCAGAAGGCCAUGGACAGCUUCCAUGCAGAACUCCAUCCCCGGGUGGCCUUCUGGAUCAUUAAGCUGCCACGGCGGAGGUCCCACCAGGAUGCCCUGGAGGGCGGCCACUGGCUCAGCGAGAAGCGACACCGCCUGCAGGCCAUCCGGGAUGGACUCCGCAAGGGGACCCACGAGGAUGUCCUAGAGGAGGGGACCGAGAGCUCCUCCCACUCCAGGCUGUCCCCCCGAAAGACCCACUUACUGUACAUCCUCAGGCCCUCCCGGCAGGUGUAGGGGUGGGGACCGGGGAGCACCUGCCUGUACCCCCAUCAGACCCCGCCCCAAGCACCAUAUGGAAAUAAAUUUCUUUCUUACAUCUAA
This is a messenger RNA of Macaca mulatta (Rhesus monkey), 1089 nucleotides long. RefSeq names its product dickkopf like acrosomal protein 1 (gene DKKL1). Gene Ontology annotation, biological process: negative regulation of canonical Wnt signaling pathway. Gene Ontology annotation, molecular function: receptor antagonist activity; co-receptor binding. The record is from RefSeq and is a predicted model, not a curated record. Lineage: Eukaryota; Metazoa; Chordata; Mammalia; Primates; Cercopithecidae.